This is a messenger RNA of Cuculus canorus (common cuckoo), 5449 nucleotides long. RefSeq names its product A-kinase anchor protein 13-like. The transcript is spliced from 8 exons. NCBI's taxonomy places the organism in Eukaryota, Metazoa, Chordata, Aves, Cuculiformes, Cuculidae. Gene Ontology annotation, cellular component: actin cytoskeleton; membrane. Gene Ontology annotation, biological process: adrenergic receptor signaling pathway; regulation of Rho protein signal transduction; positive regulation of canonical NF-kappaB signal transduction. Gene Ontology annotation, molecular function: MAP kinase scaffold activity. Bases 1 to 4011 code for a protein of 1336 amino acids. The record is from RefSeq and is a predicted model, not a curated record.
AUGGGCCUUAGUCGUGUGAAAGGAGUAUAUGAAUGGAAAGCAGGAGCCUUGGAAGGUGACUCUGUUAUCACAGUGCAGCUGACUGAGGAAGAUAAAGUUGAAGAUGAUGUAGUUUUUUACUUGGUCUUCACCGGGUCAACUGUCCAACACUGCACAAGCACGAGAAAGAUUAAUCCUGGGAGUCUGGAGACAAUUUCUCCUGGCCAUGACUGCUGUGAGACAGUGAAGGUGGCACUUUGUGCGUCUAGAGAAGGUCAUCCUGUUCUGGUUGUGGCAGAAGACAGUUUCCAGUUUGUACAGGAUGAAGCAUAUGACGCUGCCCAGUUUCUGGCCACCUGUGCUGGCAACCAGCAGGCGCUAAAUUUCACCCGAUUCUUGGACCGGUCACGACCACCUGCUGCUGACGUGGACUUUUUGGAUGAGAAAGUAGCUUUGGCAUUUCGGCACCUGAAACUGCCGGCAGAAUGGAAUGUGCUGGGAGCGGAUCAGUCCCUGACCGAGAAUGUCCCUCGGGAAACGCUGAUGCAUUUUGCGGUGAGGCUGGGUCUGCUGCGGCUGACGUGGUUUCUGCUCCAGCAGCCAGGUGGAAGAGGAGCUCUCAGAAUCCACAACAACGAAGGGGCGACACCUGUGAGCUUGGCCUUGGAGAGGGGCUACCAGAAGCUGCACCAGCUUUUGACAGAAGAGGAAGCCAGGGAACCGGACUCCUGGAGCACCUUGUCUCACACUGUGCACUCGGGGGACUACAGUGUGAAGCACCAUCGUGGGCUUGAUGUUUACAUGCUGACAGCUGAAACCAAGGAAGGGGUAGCGGCCAGCUGGGAGAGUGACAUAUGGCACCUUCAGAUGCACAUGCAGAGCUACCAGCACACGAGUUUAAGGCAGCAGACAGAGCCUGUACUGCGAGAUUCUGGAGACAGCUGUGCUAGAGGAACAGAGCCAGAUGGUCACUCGGCCACUACCUCUCAGAGCCUAGAAGAAAUGGCAAGAGAAGGAAAGCAGGAAAGUCCAUCUGGUCUUGUUCCCCUGGACAUCAGGCAGCUCUCAGACCAAACCCACCAGGAGGAGAUAUGCAACAGUAGGAGUUUAGGAGCUUUUAAUGAUGUACCAAAUGACUUCCUGAGCGGGGGGGAUGCAAAGAGCCUAGAGUGCUUCUGUGAAAGUAAAAAUACAGUGUCGUUGAGUAAAAAGGAAGAGGAGGGGCCAACCUCUGCCGAAGACUCUGGGACUAUAUCAGAUGAGAAGGACUGCACAGUGAGCCUGUGUGCAAGUGUGAAUGGUGCCAUAAAUCUUCCAUCCUGCAGAAAUACAAAUGAGGAAUCUGGAAUGACAUCUUCUGGAAUUGGCUUGGAUCAAGCUGGCUUGUGCAGUAAGGACAGUCCCCAUCAGGAAGCACAAACCGCUGAGGAGCGUGCAGCUGACAGUAUUGUUACUGUGGUUGAAACUGCCGGUGAAACCCCAGCUUCCUUGGAGGGCGUGGAUGUGCCUAUGGGCCAAACUGAAUGCAGAAACUGUACAGGGGCAGCUGAGAGGGCUGCAGGCCGGCAACAGGUAGAGGAUGGGAUGGCUGACAACAGUGAAGGGAGGACUACAAACCUAGAAGAGCAAUCGCCAGCUGAGGAAGAGUCAGCCCAUGCUGCUCAGCCCUUACUCAGUGGUUUUAAUGGCACUGAGUGUACAGAUGAGGAGGAUGCAAAUGUGGGAUUAGUACCGGCAUGCGACGGUACAAAUGCAGACGGUGGCACUGCUGAUGUCUCCAUUGACUUUUGCAAGACUGGUGGUAACAAAGAGACUGGAGUGGACUUAUGCGCUGAUCAGGUAAACAGUGGCUUCUUGGAAAGCCAAGGCGAUGACCGUGCUGCCAUAAGGCAAGAUGUCACUGUGAGCGCCAGGGCAGCAUUGCCAGCAGUGAACGGGGUGAAGGUUCCCACGUGUGCUUCAAAACCUGGUCCUGAUGUGGAAACCCAUGGCAGUGGAAAGACUGCGGAGCAAGAAGGGCAGAUGGAAGGGGGUUGCACAGAUAGAAAAUCCAACUCGCUUUUGUUGGAAGACAGUGUGGAAACUGAUGGUCCUCCUGCAAAACCUGAAAACAAUUAUUUUGGUGGAUCUAAUGAAAGCAGUGCAGAACGUGCUUGUUGCCAGAUCAGCAAACAUGUAACUGAAGCAAUGGAGGACAGCGAAGCCCACAAAGAGGAGCCAGCAGGAACCGAUACCACCAGCAGUGGAGAUGGAGGAAGCGCAGAUUCUGCAGACGGAGCUCAGGAAGUUGCUAGCUGUUGCCCUUCUGCUGAUCAAAUCGUCAUUAAAGAUGAAAUGGACAACUGCUUAAAACUGGAUGCUGCUCAAGAGAGCAAACGUGAGUCUGGAUCACUCCCUCCGGAGACUGCAAGCGCAUGCCUAGCAGAAAACAAGCCUGCACAAAUGGAAGCAGAGAUAGCAGAAAGUGCUUUGGAGCAGGAGGGACUGAGCAGUGAGGUGAAAUCACUCGCUCCCCUACUCAGAGGAGAGGGACCAGCUGCAAGUCAGGAGGGAGAUGCUGCAGUGGCACCCCCCGGGCAAGAGGCAGCUUUGCAAGGGAAUGACCCUGGAUUAGCUCCAUGUGCCAAGGCCGCAGAAGGUACAGAGGAUAAUUUUGUAGGCACACCCUCUGUAAUUCAUAAUGAAGAAUCUAAACAAAACCAGGAAGUGAUGGCGGCAGCAGCAGACUCGGCAGAGCUUGCCCAGCAGCGCAGUGGGGAGCAUGACAGAGUAGCUGCUGGAGCCGGCUGGGCUGGGGACCAUGCAGGGGAAGAGGGCUCUCCAGAGCAGAGCCUCUCGCAGCAGGCUGAAGGAGGCAAAGCUGAGCCUGACCAGGAGGCUCGUACAAGUGACCAGGAGCAGUUUUUGUCAGAGGAACUUCUAGCCGCUGUUGUGAAACCUGCUGCCUGCAGUCAGGAGGGGUCUGCGUCAGGCAGCCCUGAUGCAGAUACUGGGCCGAAAGGGAUGGUCCCCACCAAAGAAGCAUGCGAGACUGGGGCUGCGGGUGCAGAAGACGACCCGACGCAUGGACUCACAUUGGCAGGCGAGUCACCAGAUGCAGAGAGCGUCCCUUGUCCAGAUGCAGGGCUUAACCAAGAACAUGAUCCCAGUCUAAACCAACAGCAAAUCUCCCCACGCAGCAGCACUCCUGAUUUAAAGGGUGCUUUAGAAAUGGGAGCCUCGAGUGAUGCCAGUGGAGGUAAGGAAGCGCUAAGGCUAGUGGCAGUAACCCCCGUUGGAGCGUAUCAGGAAGAGCAGGAGGAUAUGGAAAAUGUGCUUCCUCGGGCAGCACUUCAGCCCAUCGCAGAAGAGCCCACUUGUGACAGCGACUCUAGCACUGACACCGUUUAUCCAGCCGCUGAGAGCGACGCUGGUCCUAUUGCGGAAGCAGCUCAGAGGGAGGUCUUGGCUGAACUCAAUGAAAAGCAAAGCCAAGUUGUACCUGAAUCGCCCUUCUCACCGUGUUCGUGCCAUUUACAUGCUAUUGAGUCACUGGAAAAUGUGGGAGUAAAGAGUUUGGUUUCAGCAGAUGAUGGCUCCUCUCUGGAUAAAGUUCCUAAAAUGGUAAAAAGUUUUGAUGCAGUAGUCUUCGCAGCAGAGACACCUUGUUCCCCUGAUUUACCCAACACUGAAAAAAUGAGGCUUGAGUCCCAGGCUGCAGUAGAUGUGGGAGCCAGCCUUAAUGGAGAAAUGGAUUUAAGUUCCUCGACAAAGAAGAAGAACAUCAGGCCAGCAGCGCAACGAGCUGAGCCUGUUACAGGAAAGUUGGAAAUGAAAACUGAAGACGAGGUGGAUUUUCUGAAAGAUCACGAGAGUGCAGUCCGCGAGGAAGUGGGGAACCCAAAAUCAAGACCAGCCUUUUGGGGCCACCCCAAGAAGAGGAUGCUGCUGGGUGAAGCACUGGUGGGUCAUGCCAUGGCUGAAGGAAUGUGGCCCUGGACCAAAAUGCUACCACAGGGAUGCAGUUGGAUGGGCAGGGUGGGAGCGGGUUAGUCACAAGACUCCUCUCAGUCUUGCAAUGCUCCUGCAAAAAUGCGCAAUGCAUUAUCUAACAUCAAGGGCUCUUUACCAAGGUCUGCGGUGUGAAUGCUUGCUAGCAUUCAGCAACUGUCUGAUCUUCAAAAUCCACAGUCAAGCAUCCGUCUCAGUCUCAUCUCGCACUGGUGCUGACCUCCCUCCCAGCAGGCACUGUCAAUGUGUGCUCCUUCCCAGACUGGACGCACUCCUCUUACAGGCUUUGCAGUAUUAGAGUGCAGAUUUCCUUUGCCUUAUUUAGUUGUAGGAAAAAAGACCUUUGUUUUGUCUAUCCCUGCAAGUGCCAGAAACAUAAAAUUUUGAAAACUCUUUCCAGAAAACUGAUUUCUUUUAAGAAAACAGCAAUUGAAAUUGCAAUUCUUCUCUCUUACUGUCUGACAAAUUUGUUAUCUCCUAUAUUUAGUGCCCAAAAGUGGGGUUUGACUUGCUUAAAACAGGGAGAAUCUCCAUUCAUCUACUGUUCCAUUAUUUUCUAUCAGAGCUGCAGUUAAAAAAAGUUAAUGGGCCUGAGUAUUUCUGCAGAUUGCAUCAUUUUCAGUGUUUCAUAACGAUAUGGCAAAAGUAAUUUGAAACAGAUAACAAUAGUACCGUCUGUUUCAGAAUAACCAUGAUUUCCUUGUCAUUAAGAGGUCUGUUAGCGGGUAGAGGAGGAGGAGAUUUAUCUGGAUGAGUUACAGAUCAUAUGGUGCGCUCGAGUGCCUUUUGGUUCCCCCCCUCCCCACGCCCAACCCCUCCUCCCCCCCGCUCUUUUCCUUCCCUUGAAAUCCACAGUGCUGGACUUUGGUUUGGAUAUGAAAUGAUUGGAUAGUUUCAAACUCCUGUCUGCACAGAGCGGCUCAGCGCUUCCAGAUGGUUUCAAUAAGGAGCCCAGAACUGUCGCAUCAGCAGCCGGUGGCCCAGGCUGCUGCUCGUGUCUCCGCUCCAUUUUGAGCAACUUGCUGGAAAAAAAGAGGAUUAUUGCUGAUUGGAGUAGAGUUUUUUGUUUGGUUUUGUUUUUAAUUUAAUCUCUGUCCUCUGAUUGUCUGGUGCAUUGUGUUUCUGAGUAUAAAUACUAUGUACUGUGUAAACAUGCAUAUGGCAUUCAAGGGACUAAUAGAUGGAUGCACAAAGGAGACUGGAAACCUUUGUUCUGCUUUGUUCGGAGUCUGUCUUCUGCAUCUGCUGAGCGUGCCAGUGUGUAUAUAAGGCUAUGUGCAAGGCAAGACUCAAGACUUCUAGCCUGGAACAACGUGGCCAAAAGCCCCGCCUGGUGCGGGAAGAGAGUGAUGGGCUCCCAAGGGGGAGCGUGUCUGGUGUCUUCUAUUUGUUUGUGUUAUGUUUCUCCCUCUCCCCCCCUCCACCUUCAACGGUAAAGUCUGGAAAUGAGAUGGACUUUGGGUGUCUUAGUCGUCACUAG